Loxodonta africana (African savanna elephant) is the source of this 4730-nucleotide messenger RNA. RefSeq names its product transforming growth factor beta 2 (gene TGFB2). The transcript is spliced from 8 exons. Gene Ontology annotation, biological process: transforming growth factor beta receptor signaling pathway; regulation of cell population proliferation. Gene Ontology annotation, cellular component: extracellular region. The record is from RefSeq and is a predicted model, not a curated record. The coding region runs from base 715 to 2043 and encodes 442 amino acids. Lineage: Eukaryota; Metazoa; Chordata; Mammalia; Proboscidea; Elephantidae. Gene Ontology annotation, molecular function: transforming growth factor beta receptor binding; cytokine activity; growth factor activity.
GCGCAACCGCCUCCCGCGGCGCGCCGGGCUCGUCCCCAGCGCGCGCACACAGAGGCGCGCACACACACAGGCGCGCACACACACAUACACACAGGCACACACACACGCACACACACACACACGUGCGCUCCUCCGCUCCCGAGCUGCUGCUCCUGCUCUCAGCGCCGCAGUGGAAGGCCGGGCCGAAGCGCUCCUUCUCUAAACACAUAAAACAGCCCCGGCCAGCACCAGCGGCCCCGUCCCAGCCCGGCCGGCGCCCUCCCGUCGGUUCGCCCGCUGCCAGCCCCGGGACCUUUUCAUCUCUUCCCUUUUGGCCGGAGGAGCCGAGUUCAGAUCCACCACUGCGCACCGAGACUGACACACUGAACUCCGUUUCCUCCGCUGCAAUUUAGUCCUGCUUCAUAGCCCCGUCUCUUUUUUCCUCCCAUCUUGUCGCUCAGAGAAAACUUUUUCUUACGCCCAAAAGUCAGAGUGUCCCCCUGCCCAUCCUGUAUUAAUAUUUCCACUUUGGGGACUAUUUGCAUUUUCUUUUUUUUAAGGAAUUCAAGAGAUUUUUUUUCUAUUGAGAAUCGACUCUCGGUUGAUUGCAAAAAGUUUCUCAUUAAAAAAAAAAACAAAAAAACUCUACCUGAUCCAUACUUUGAGAAUUAUUGAUUUUUUCCUCCUUUUGAAUUUUUUUUCUUUUUUAAACUUUUUCCACCGUAAAAAAGAAAAAUGCACUACUGUGUGCUGAGCGCUUUCCUGGUGCUGCAUCUGGUCACGGUGGCGCUGAGCCUGUCUACCUGUAGCACGCUCGAUAUGGACCAGUUCAUGCGCAAGAGGAUCGAGGCCAUCCGCGGGCAAAUCCUCAGCAAGCUGAAGCUCACCAGCCCCCCAGAAGACUACCCUGAGCCCGACGAGGUCCCGCCGGAGGUGAUUUCCAUCUACAACAGCACCAGGGACUUGCUCCAGGAGAAGGCGAGCCGGCGAGCUGCCGCCUGCGAGCGCGAGAGGAGCGACGAGGAGUACUACGCCAAGGAGGUUUACAAGAUCGACAUGCCGCCCUUCUUCCCCUCCGAAACUGUCUGCCCAGUUGUUACAACACCCUCUGGCUCAGUGGGCAGCUUGUGUUCCAGACAGUCCCAGGUGCUCUGUGGGUACCUUGACGCCAUCCCGCCCACUUUCUACAGACCCUACUUCCGAAUUGUCCGGUUCGAUGUCUCAGCGAUGGAGAAGAAUGCUUCCAAUUUGGUGAAAGCAGAGUUCAGAGUCUUUCGUUUGCAGAACCCAAAAGCCAGAGUGCCUGAGCAACGGAUAGAACUGUAUCAGAUUCUGAAAUCCAAAGAUUUAACCUCCCCAACCCAGCGCUACAUCGACAGCAAAGUCGUGAAAACAAGGGCUGAAGGCGAAUGGCUGUCCUUUGAUGUAACUGACGCUGUUCAUGAAUGGCUUCACCACAAAGACAGGAACCUGGGAUUUAAAAUCAGUUUGCACUGUCCCUGCUGCACCUUUGUGCCAUCCAACAAUUACAUCAUCCCAAAUAAAAGCGAAGAACUAGAAGCAAGAUUUGCAGGUAUUGAUGGCACCUCCACAUAUACCAGUGGUGAUCAGAAAACUAUAAAGUCCACUAGGAAAAAAAACAGUGGGAAGACCCCACAUCUCCUGCUAAUGUUGUUGCCCUCCUACAGACUUGAGUCGCAACAGCCCAACCGGCGGAAGAAGCGCGCCCUGGAUGCCGCCUAUUGCUUUAGAAAUGUGCAGGAUAAUUGCUGCCUACGUCCACUUUACAUUGAUUUCAAGAGGGAUCUUGGGUGGAAGUGGAUACAUGAACCUAAAGGGUACAAUGCUAACUUCUGUGCUGGAGCAUGCCCAUAUUUGUGGAGCUCGGACACUCAGCACAGUAGGGUCCUCAGCUUAUAUAAUACCAUAAACCCAGAAGCCUCUGCUUCUCCUUGCUGCGUGUCCCAGGAUUUAGAACCGCUAACCAUUCUCUACUACAUCGGCAAAACACCCAAGAUUGAGCAGCUUUCUAAUAUGAUCGUGAAGUCUUGUAAAUGCAGCUAAAAUUCUUGGAAGAGUGGUGAGGCAGUAAUCACAACGAUGCUGACGAUGACAAUGACGAUGCUGUAACCAGAAAACAUAAGGAAGCCUCGAUUCAUCAGUGUUUAAAAAAAAAAAAAAAAAAAUUGAAAAAGCGGUACUAGUUCAAACAUUUUGGAAGUUUGUGUUUUGUGAAAACUGGCAUCUGAAAAAGCACCAACAAAAAAGCCGAAGGCCUUAUUCUACACUUCACCUACUCUGUAAGUGAGAGAGACAAGGAGCAAAACCUUUUUUUUUUUUUAAGAAAAAAAUAAACACUGGAAGAAUUUGUUAGUGUUAAUUAUGUGAAAGAAAAAAAAAAAAAAAACAGGCAAACCCCGUUAAGUGGAGUUGCUGUGCAUCCCGGCCCUGUCCCAUGCCUCACUUGAUUUUUCUGUAUUGCUAUGCAAUAGGCACCCCUCCCAUUCCUACUCUUAGACUUAACAGUGAAUUAUUUAUUGUGUGUUACUAUCUAGUGAACGUUUCAUUACCCUUGGGAAAAAAAACAGGUGUCUAAAGUGGAGACCAAAUACUUUGCCAGAAACUCAUGGAUGGCUUAAGGAACUUGAACUCAAACGAGCCAGAAAAAAAGAGAGGUCAUGUGAAUGGGAUGAAAACCCAAGCGAGUUGUUAUGACGUGACCCAGCGAGUCUGCGUUAAGAUAAAGACCCUGAGAACGCAUGCUAUGUACCAACUGCCUGAGGAGGCUUCUUGUAAGGUUCAGAAACUGAGAAGUCUGUUAAUAAAGGCAACUUUCAGUCAGAAUAAGUCUGUAAGAUUUUUUUCUUUUCUUUUUCAUUGUAAAUGGUUCUUGUUCAGCUUAGUAAACCAGUGAAAUGUUGAAAUGUUUUGACAUGUACUGGUCAAACUGUGGACCUGAGGGUAUUGCUGUAGAGCUGUGCUCUAGGGUUCCCCCCGCCCCUUCACUUCGGUCUAUGUAACCAUGCCUAUAUCAUUACAAUAGAUGGGUAUAGAAGCCAGCCUGAUGGAAACACGUCUGCAGAUCUCUUUUGCAAACUAUUAAAACAUGAACUACUUUAUGUGUAAGGCAUAAAUUUUCACCAUAUUUUUAAUGUUCUGUAAUGAUGUCAGCUAUUAUUAGAGUGUACUUCAGUUUGGGCUCUUUUUAAUGAUCACUUAGAAUCAUGUGUUUCCUUUAGCUGGCCAGUACUUUUGUGUAAAACCCCUAUAUUUUGACUUGCACUACGGAUACAUGUUUUAUAGCAUUUGCUCAAUGUGCGCUUUGUAUAUUGUCCAUUAUUAUGACAUAAGCUACCUGAGUCCACUUGUUCUUCUUAUUUUCUGUUACAAAAAGAAUAGAUUCAAGUUCAGUGGUCUUCCUUCACCUUCUAAACAUCACUACUAGGCAUUUCCAACUUCAAAAGUGUUUCUUUUAGGAGAAUGAGGAGUGUUAUAGAUAUUUAGAUGAUUGAGGUGAAAUGUCUUAGUUUUAGCAGAAACUUAAGGAAAUGAAGAAUCUGAAACGAAGAAUCUUGGAGACAAAGGUUUCUCUAGCUUGGUUUAAUCGGUACUUUCACAGAAUUCUAUGGUUAUGAAAGAGAAGACAGUUUAUAGCAAACAUCUUUCGCUUUCAUCAGGUUUUUAGUGUUCCGGGGGACAUAAUAUGAUCUACAUUUUAGUUGAUUUUUUUUUAAAGGGGAAAAAAAUGAGGUCAGCUUAAGCCAUUCUUUUUAUUUCAUUGAAGUUAAGGGUUUUUAGAGAUGUACUUUGAAUAUUGAAAGGGUAUAAGCCAAAUUCUCCCACUAUCAACCAAUUUUUCUUUCCCGGGUGAGAGUUACCUGCAUCCGAGGUGAGAAUUUACCUUGCUUUAGUAGAUAAUUUGCCCCUCAGUGCAGAGGAGGUGUUGUUAUGUUGGGAUUUGUAGGAUUUCUCACUUUGUCAGGUAGGUCACUUAUUGAGCUUUAAGAUAGAAACGAAUAGGUAAAACAAUGCGGUAUUUUCAGUUUCCCGAAAGAGCAGCAUAGUGAGGAGAGGGCCCAAAGUGAAGUUGUUUGAGAUGGCAUACUUCUUUUUGUUUGUUUGGAAUUUCCUGACCAUUCAUUAAAAUGAAGAAAUUGGAUUUGCAAAUUUGAAGACUGGAAAAGCAAGGGAUGGGAUACCACCUAGUAAACAAUCCUUGUGUUGGGUUUGUAACCCAAUCCCAGAUUCGGUUGGGCAUCAAAAUAUAUAUAUAUAUUUUUUUCCUCUGCUACUUUCCCGUUAAUUCUGUGUAAAUCACUUUUGUUUCUGCAGGUAUUUUCCUCUCAGAUAGGAUGAUAUUUUGUUUUGUAUUAUUUUGUCUUUCCUCGUGAAUGCACUGAUAGUUUAAAUGCUCUAUUUUAAGAUCUCUAGAAUCUUUUUUUUUUUUUUAAUUUGGGGGUUCUAUAAGGUCUUCAUUUCUCUUAAGUAAAUAUUGCCACGGGUGGGAAGGGAGGCGGGAGGGAAGGGGAGAAACGUUAGUAGGCGAGUUGGGGUGGGGGGGCAACUGUUUUUGUGUGUUAACAGCAGUACAAUUUCAUGGUUAGCAUGUUUUAAAAAUCGGAUAUUAGAAUUCUUAUAAGAAUACAAGAAUAGCUGUUUUGUAUUUUGAUGAUGGAUUAUGCUGUAUUUUAACACCAUGUAUGUUUGUUUUUGUGGUGCUCUAGCGGUAAAUAAAUUAUUUCAAUUAUGUG